AUGGCAGAUUAUUUGGAGAACAACUUGUUUCAUCUUCCUGAUGAUGACAACACAGAGGAUGAGACAUUCCCACCUCUCCCUCCUCCUUCGUCCCCAGGAAGACAUGAUGCUGAUUGGGCUCAGCCUAGUGGAGGUGGAAACCAGCAGUCCCAGACAAAAGACUCUGCUGUGCCCACAUGGAGAGCAGUUAAGAGACCAAUGCCUAAACUUGAUGCUCAGAGGUUAAUUUCUGAACGAGGACUGCCAGCCCUGAGGCACAUGUUUGACAACGUGAAGUUCAAGGGGAAAGGGCACGAGGCAGAAGACCUGAAGACACUCAUACAACAUAUGGAGCACUGGGCCCACAGACUCUUCCCAAAAUUGCAGUUUGAGGAUUUUAUUGACAGAGUGGAGGCUUUGGGAAACAAAAAAGAAGUUCAGACCUGCCUGAAGCGAAUCAGACUUGAUCUUCCUAUUUUACAUGAAGACUUCAAAAAUAAUGAAGAUGGAGAAGGGGACAGCAAUGGACUGGAUGCAGCUGCUGAAGAUGGGCAUUCCCAGGCUGGAAGUGCAGAACUCAGUUCUGUGCCUGGCACGUCUCUGACGGAGGAGCAGCAGGAGCGGAUGGAGAGGAACAGGCAGCUGGCCCUGCAGCGGAGGCAGGCGAGGCUGCAGGGGCACAGCCAGGCCCAGCACACAGAGCUCCCCACGAGUUACUCAGAAGAGGAGUUUCCCAGCCCAGUCUCUCAGGAUCCCACUGACCCUGCUGAAGACACUCAGGUGCCUGCAGCCGAGGGUGCUGUUACUGAUGAUGAAUUGUAA
Acanthisitta chloris (rifleman) is the source of this 801-nucleotide messenger RNA. It is a transcript of the gene TIPIN, whose product is annotated as TIMELESS interacting protein. Bases 1 to 801 code for a protein of 266 amino acids. Gene Ontology annotation, molecular function: DNA binding. Gene Ontology annotation, biological process: replication fork processing; replication fork arrest; DNA damage response. Lineage: Eukaryota; Metazoa; Chordata; Aves; Passeriformes; Acanthisittidae. The transcript is spliced from 7 exons. Gene Ontology annotation, cellular component: nucleus; replication fork protection complex. The record is from RefSeq and is a predicted model, not a curated record.